AUGGCGCGAACAAAAUGGGUCGUACUCGCAAUAGUCCCAUGGUUGUUUGCACUUGUUUCCAAUUUUCGCAAGAUCCUUGACACACACCUUACAGGCGACUUCUUUCGAUCAUAUUCUCUUUUGGAAAGAGAAAAAAAAAGUCCUCUCGCCGAGUGGGAGAGCAUUUGGAAUGACUUUCACUCGAAAGAUUAUAAUAAUGGCUCAAUCGGAAACAGAGAUAUUCCACUGGACGAGCGUCAGAAACGGUGGCAACGGUUGUUAGACGUGCCGACCAAAGAUAAUGCCAGUGGUAUCCAACAGUUGAAGGACACGUUUGCUGCAUUUCCGACACCACCAAGCGAUUCGAUUUCAGUCUACAAUCACGAUGCAUAUAUCAGCCUUAUUUCCAACUUGCUUGAGGCGCAUCAUAAUGGUCGCAACUUUACCAUCGUUGCCAAUGGUGGUUCGGUCACUGCUGGGGGCGGCGACCCAUCGGUACCUCAAGAGGAUCGAUAUUAUUCCAUGCUCGCAGGUUAUCUCAACACGCUGCAGCUUGUUCUUGGAAAUCAAAACAACCAUGACGACAAGACGCAACCACCACCGAAGGUGCAAUGGGUAGGACAAGGCCAUGGCUUUCGAAACUCGCUUCACACUGCCUUGUUUUUCGACAGUUUUAUUCCAUCCGAUACUGAUUUGUUAAUAUGGGACUUUUCCAUUAACGAUGUGUCCACUGGAUGGAAGGACAAAGACUUGACUAUGAAAAGCUCCAGAGACAACCUAAUAGCAUGGCUGUCUGAAGUGAACCGAAUGAAGAAAAUACCAAAAGUAUUGAUGCUGUACAUGUGGAAUUCGUUUGAAAGGGAUGAACAAACGCAAAGGCUGAUGAAUCGUGCCUACGAGUCGCAUGGGCAGAUUGCUAGGCAAUUUGACUUCGUGGUGGGACAUGUUCACUUGGGUCUUUUAGUAGACGGAUUACAAAUACCUCAAUGUCAAGGGUACAAAAUGUGCCCAUUCCUGACAGAUCACGUACACACCAGCCGGUUGGGUCACCUGGCAACAGCCUUUUUGCUUUUGAGCUUUUUCGAUCCAAAGAUAGUUUCAGGCAGCUUGCCUCCAUCCCAGCAAGAAAGAAAUUCGAUUGAGCCUAUCAGUUACGAGUGGAAUUGUGGUAACGAGACGAAAGCGAAACAAGUUAUCAAAGAUGUCAUGACGACCGUAUCGUACACCACCGUAGAAUGGAGGUCUCCACUGGGAGCAUGGACAUCAGAAUUGCCUGUAUGUGAUCAAGCAACUCCAAGGCGACUAGUGGCGGGCCCAGGGUUGGGUGAUAUCAAGAGCAUAGGAAAGUCUGAUCCGCAACGAACCGACCGAAAACGCGCCACACCCCUCUACCAAUGCGACACCAAUACAACCAAAUCCUUUUCGGUGCUUGCUCCACUUGAACCAGUAGACGAUGCCCGAGUACUCUUGCUGACAUUUCAAAAACGCCCUUUGAUACAGAACUCUGACAUCCAGGUACGUUUGAAUGGUAGAAUGGCUAAUGGGGAGCUCGUACCUAUACGAGUGGCAACGAAACCAGAAAUCCAUGAUCAGUGGCGCUGUCAUAUCUCAGUUCCCUGGAGCACCUCGGUCGACGUCUAUCUGUACGUUUUCACGAUGCAGCAACCAGCUGUCAAUUCGAUAGAGGUUUGUACAUCCAACACCUUGCGAAAAAACCCAAACAUACAAUCGCUAGCAUUGUGGUGA
Molecule: messenger RNA, 1725 nt
Organism: Cylindrotheca closterium
Lineage: Eukaryota; Bacillariophyta; Bacillariophyceae; Bacillariales; Bacillariaceae
Source: the annotation of a GenBank genome assembly